UUUUGUGGGGAACAGCUGAUUUUACAGCAAGUGUCAAUUUGUUCAAUUCUACAGAAAUCACGGAAGUUAAAAUUACUUAAAUUUAAUAUGGAUAUUGAAGACAACUCCAGCCGAAAUCCUCUACUAGAAGAAUGCUGUGAAGAUUUGUUUGGUAUACAUCUGGAUCCUCCAGAUAGACGCGACAAAUGUGAGAAAUGCAAGAGACCAGCUGUGGUCUGUUGGUGCCCAUCAUUACCCAAUCCGCCACUUGACAUCAAAUCUGCGAUUGUUAUAUUGCAACAUCCUGCCGAGGAGAAGCGUUCCCUGCGCACAGCCUUAAUGCUGCAACUUGGUGUAACACCCGGAAAAUGUGUGGUAUAUAAAGGCAAACGAUUUCCAUCGCCAAAGAAUCAAGCCGAGCUAGAACCAAUCCUAAAUUCACCCAAUUCUUUACUACUCUAUCCGAGUAAAGACUCUGUGCCUAUAGAAUGUGUUAUGGCGCAAAUAAACACAGAUCAAGAUGAACGGAAUGAGGAACAACCUUUUAUUUUGGUGCUUAUUGAUGGUACAUGGCCACAGGCAAAAGCAAUUUAUGCUAGCAGUCCCAUGCUGCACGGCAUGCGACAAGUCAAACUUAUAGCGGCCGGCAAUAGCGAUUAUAUCAUACGCACACAGCCUACCGAAGGAUGUCUCAGCACACUAGAAACAGCGGCGCAAGCACUAUCCGUGCUGGAGAAACGCGCUGAAUUGCGCCAACUGCUAGUACGUCCACUGCAUACCUUGUGUAAAUAUCAGUUGGAUAAUGGCGCUGUGGAACACCAAUCGAAAGAAUUUCGCAUUAAAAAUCAACAAUAUCCUAAACAGAUUGGUAAACGAUUAAAUCGUUUGCUCAAUUAUAGUACAAUUUGUCGACCUGAGGCGAGGGAAGAAAGUAUGAUGAAUGGAAUGGAUACGAACUUACAACAACAGCAACAAGAAACGUGAAAGUAGGCAGAUUAAUUUCACAAACAUUUGUGUACAAUAUAAGUUGCGUUCCAGAUGCUUCCGGAUUUGCAGGAAAAGCUUUUUUCUCCAUU
This is a messenger RNA of Rhagoletis zephyria (snowberry fruit fly), 1055 nucleotides long. It is a transcript of the gene Dtwd2, whose product is annotated as DTW domain containing 2. The record is from RefSeq and is a predicted model, not a curated record. Lineage: Eukaryota; Metazoa; Arthropoda; Insecta; Diptera; Tephritidae.